CGCGGUCGUCGUGACGGGAGGGCGCCUGCAGGACCGUCGAGCGGAAGUCUUUAGGGUGGUCCAUCGUGGCGGGAUGCGGCGAUGGCGUCGUUGUCGCAGGACCCUGCUCGGCUUGUACGUGGAUGGCGCUCGUAGCAAGACGAUGCAGUGGGGGGAGGGGGUUAGGUUAGAAGGAGGGAAGAAAGGAGAGGGAAGGGGAAGGGAAGGGGAAGGGGAAGAGGGGAUUGAUGACUACAGCGAGGAUCGCGGACCCAUGUGCAGAGCAGAAUGGGUGGUGGACAAUCGAGGGGAGGUGAUUGGGUUACGCGUUGGGGGUUUCGCCAGGAGUGAAGCAAGUGAGGCGGAUCGCGAAAAAAGGACGUGGAGUCGGAAGUUGGCGUCGUGGGGAGGUGCAGGGGGGUGUGAAUCAAGAAUUGGUGGUACCGUGGUAUGGGGUUCGGUGGGAAAUGGUGAUGGCGGUGGACGGUGAUGCUAUUCGCGGUGUUGGCGGCAAUGUUGAAAUGAGCGGGUCGACCGAGGAACCGAAGAAUCGGUGGGAGGAGUGGGUGGCGAUGAUGGAUUUGUGUGUCGGAUCGAGAGUUCUGGUGGUAUGGAGUGCGAAAGUCGGAGCUAAAGUCGGGGGGAACGUGGAUGAGGAUGGGGUGGAGGAUGACCUGUCCCUCUGACACGAG
Colletotrichum phormii is the source of this 671-nucleotide messenger RNA. RefSeq lists its product as uncharacterized. Lineage: Eukaryota; Fungi; Ascomycota; Sordariomycetes; Glomerellales; Glomerellaceae. The coding region runs from base 74 to 469 and encodes 131 amino acids. The record is from RefSeq and is a predicted model, not a curated record. The transcript has a single exon.